Molecule: messenger RNA, 3447 nt
Organism: Geodia barretti
Lineage: Eukaryota; Metazoa; Porifera; Demospongiae; Tetractinellida; Geodiidae
Source: the annotation of a GenBank genome assembly
AGUUCAUGUUGUCACCAGAGGAACAGCGACCGUCUCGAUCCUCGCGUAACUGGGACUACACGCGUGGUGCUGAAUCCCCUCUCCCUCCCCCCUCCUCCACCCCCUCCUCCUCCUCACAUCGUCCCCAGCAACAACGCUCUCUAGCCAGGAGUGUCCACGGCGACGAAUCAGAAGACAGCGAUCACGAAGCAUCGUUUCAUCGAAAUCCCUCGGGAGCCUCGAAAAAGAGCAAAGAAAGAAAACACCACCAGUCAACGCCCGACAUGCAGGAGAAGGUGUCCAGACUGGAGAAAGAAAACGAGGGGCUGAGAAAAGAAUUGAGAGCUGCUCAAAACAGCGACUUCCAGUACACCAGUUUGCUAAGAGACAACGAAAGACUGAGACAAGAACUGAAGAAGAAGGACAGAGCAUCAGAGCACGACAUUGACAGCAGAAUACUCGAGAGGCAAAUUGAAGAAAUGAGAAGAACAAUCUCAGAGCUGGAGAUAGAUCUCAGCAGAAACAGGGAGACAGUAAUGGACCUGAGGACCUACAAGAAAGAGUGCAGACAUCUCAGAGCAAAGCAUGAAAGUCAGCAGAGGGAAAACUGGCAGCUCAUGAGUGAAGUCGAUAAACUGAGAUUCCGAGUCAUCGAGCUGGAGAGGGGGGCUCUAAUUGGAGGUCGUCGUCCCGGCAACAGCACUACCGACGACAGACCCAGUGAACUUGGUUUCCAGCGGUCUGCCCUGAGGAGCACUUACCAUGGCAGUGGGAAGGGAGAAGCGAGGGAGUCCCGGUCUCGGAAGAGCAACAGAGGAGGACUGGAGAUCGUGAAGACCUCCAGUGCCCAGGUCCUCGACACCCACGACGAACCACAGAAAGAAGACUGCGCCUAUCCCAAGGCCAAGACUCAUCGAUCGGGGACCUACUCGGACGUGUCGUCGGUGGGAGAAGGGUUGCCGUUGGUUACCACGACACCUGACGAGCAGUCCCAGGUCUUCAUGGUGAUGGGAGAGGAUGUCAGCAAGAGUGUGCUCCCCGACAAUCUGGCAAACGAAACAGAGCUGGCCCUCAUCUACGCACUCCAGAACUGCCACAGUAUACAAGAGAUCAUCAAAUGCCUCGUAUCGUACGGCGUCGGAACGCCAGGAGAAAGCGCGCAAGAAUUCCGGGUUCGCGCCGAGCACCUGGAGAGCCAGAUAAAGCACCUGAAAGCAAAGAACACGAUGCUGGCAAACUCGUUCGAGAACGCCAAAAGCAAUAUGGAGAGCAUGUACAGUCAUGCGCAGAAGGUCGAGGCAAACAACACACGGCUACUUCACGCACUCAAGCACUGCUACCAAGCCUGCGAAAUCUACGAAGUCCUCCUUGAGCUGCGCGUCAUGGAUCGCCGUAACCCACAGUUUUUCCCCUCCUUCAAUUCCUGCAGUCUCGAAUCGUCCACUCGGAGCCCCGAUCGGGAGCACCACUCAUCCACAUCAGCCUCGUCCUCCGGUCGCUCACACGCCAUCCUCCGUGCGCGAAACCUCCUCCAUUCCCUCGACUCUGACGCACAGCUCCAGAGCUACCUCCCCGUGAAACAACGCCCGCCAAACGGAACCAAUUUGACGACGGCUAUCUGGGGCGGCUCUCAGAACACUGGCACCACCAGUGGCCUCAGUUCCAUGAGCGGAGGACUAGAGGGAGACAUCACCCCAGACGAAAUCGAUCGACUCAGGCUCUACAUCCAGGCGCUCAUCCGCCGCAAGAAGCACUACACGGACACUUUGCAGAGCGUGGACGGUCUCCACGGGCUGGAGGUGGUCAAGAACUGGGAGCUGGUGAAGGACUGUCUUCCUCCGGGACACGGUGGGCAGAUAAUGGACCUGGAGGACGCCGCAAACCAAGAGGAGCUGUGUAAAGUCCGGGAAGAAAAGGCAGAGUUGAGGUCUCAGAUAUACAUGAUGGAUCAAGAAAAGCGGAGAAUGGAACUCGAAGUCUCCAGAAUGUUACUCAACAAGCAGAAAAACGACAAAAUCAUUGCAGAGCUCACGUUCCAACUGGAGAGGAGGAAGAGAAAGAGAGAAAAGAAGAUGGCAAGAAGAGAGUUGCAGGCUCAGUCCCACGAGCCUCUGUGGGCCCAGCUGCAAGCCAGCAUGGACAGAGAGAGAGAGCUGCUGAGAAGAUACGAAGACCUCUUCCAGUUUCUCAACUACCACGCCAAAGAGUCACAUAGUGUGAGUGAAGAUCUGAUGGGGUUUGUGAAGGACCUGUGGCGACAAAACAGCUCUCUCGUGGAUGCCUUCGAGAAGUCCAAGAAACGACAGCUGACGGAAAAGAAAAGAAUGAAGCAAGAGCUCACAUUCUAUGACACAAUGUCAGACAAGAAACAACACCGGAAGUUGGGGUUCGCUGAGAACUUUGGUCUCAGUGGUGUGGCAGCCAUCAUCUCCAAGACUGCGGCAGCCCCCAUCGAGAGAGUGAAGCUCCUCGUUCAGAACCAGGACGAGAUGUUGAAACAAGGUCGCAUCACGGAGCCUUACAAGGGAGUCAUUGACUGUACCCUCAGAACCUACAGGACCGAAGGGAUCCUGCCAUUCUGGAGAGGAAACUUGGCCAACUGCAUCCGGUAUUUCCCCACACAGGCCCUCAACUUUGCCUUCAAGGACAAGAUCAAGAUCAUCUUCAAGUCCAGCAAAAGUGACUCGUACGUCGUCUCCUUCAGCAAGAACAUUGCGGCAGGUGGAGCUGCGGGUGCCCUCUCUCUCUGCUUCGUGUAUUCGCUCGACUACGCCCGUACUCGUCUCGCCAACGACGCCAAGGCCGCGGGGAAGGGUGGCGGCGAGCGGCAGUUCAACGGACUCGUCGACGUCUACUCCAAAACGUUAAAAUCGGACGGAUUCGUGGGACUCUACCGAGGCUUCCUCAUUUCCUGCGUCGGGAUCGUUGUGUACCGAGGCUGCUACUUUGGGUUCUAUGACAGUCUGAAGCCAAUACUGCUCGGUGAGAAUGCCGGUGUCGCAUCAUCGUUCCUUCUGGGCUACAUUGUUACCAUCACUUCCGGCCUUAUCUCCUAUCCCAUUGAUACCAUCCGUCGACGCAUGAUGAUGACUUCUGGCCAAGCCGUCAAAUACAAGGGCUCGAUGGACUGCUUCCUACAGAUUGUCCGUCAGGAGGGUGCCAUGUCGCUAAUGAAAGGGGCCGGGGCCAAUAUCCUCAGGGGUAUCGCCGGUGCCGGAGUGCUGGCCGGGUUCGACAAGUUCAAGGAGCUGUACAUCUUGUGGCGUAUCGGCUGAGAAGUGGGCCGCUGACUCUAUUUAAUGCUCCCUCUCUAUCUGAGAUGUAUUGUGAUAGAGUUAUGUAGACUGUACUACUACCUGCCAUUUAGUGGCAAGCAACGCACGUGUGUUACUCCUUGUAUUAUACCGAGUUGGAAGUUUGGGAUAAUUAUUAACACGGACCUUCGCUACAAUAAUGCUAACGUCAUAA